GGCCCGGCCCGGGGGUGGGGAUGGGGAGGGGGCCGCAGGCCCCGGCGUGCGCGUUGCCGGGAGACGGGCAUUGUUCCGGGCGGAGUGAACAGAGUAUUUGUCAGGCAAGAGCUGCUGUGAUGGUUUAUGAUGAUGCCAACAAGAAGUGGGUGCCAGCUGGUGGCUCAACGGGGUUCAGCAGAGUUCACAUAUAUCACCAUACAGGCAACAACACGUUCAGAGUGGUGGGCAGGAAGAUUCAGGACCAUCAGGUCGUGAUAAAUUGUGCCAUUCCUAAAGGGUUGAAGUACAAUCAAGCUACACAGACCUUCCACCAGUGGCGAGACGCCAGACAGGUGUAUGGCCUCAACUUUGGCAGCAAGGAGGAUGCCAAUGUCUUCGCAAGUGCCAUGAUGCAUGCCUUAGAGGUGUUGAAUUCACAGGAAACAGCCCAGAGCAAGGUUGCUGCUACCCAGGACAGCACUAAUUUGCGAUGUAUUUUCUGUGGGCCAACAUUGCCUAGACAAAAUUCACAGCUACCUGCCCAAGUUCAAAAUGGCCCAUCACAAGAAGAAUUGGAAAUUCAAAGAAGGCAGCUGCAAGAACAGCAGCGGCAGAAGGAGCUGGAGCGGGAGCGCGUGGAGCGCGAGCGCGUGGAGCGCGCGGAGCGGGAGCGGCUGGAGCAGGAGCAGCUGGAGCGCGAGCGGCUGGAGCGGGAGCGCGAGCGGCAGGACCGGCUGGAGCGCGAGCGGCUGGAGCGGCUCGACCGCGAGAGGGAGCAGCGGGAGCAGCGCGAGCGGGAGCAGCGCGAGCGGCAGGAGCAGCGGGAGCGCGAGCGAGAGCGGGAGCGGGAGCAGCGCGAGCGGCAGGAGCAGCUGGAGCGGCAGGAGCAGCUGGAGUGGGAGCGCGAGCGGGAGCGCCGGCUGUCGGCCGCCGCUGCCCCUGCGCCUGCCCCUGCGGAGACUCCUCUAAACUCUGUGCUGGGGGACUCCUCUGCUUCUGAGCCAGGCUCGCAGGCAGCCUCUCAGCCGGCCGAGACUCCAGCCCAACAGGGCGGUGUCUUGGGACCACCCGCACCUCCGCCCCCACCGCCGCUCCCACCCGGCCCCGCCCCGGCCGCCGCAGCCGCCCCCCCACCCGGGCCGCCGCCCCCCCCUCCGCUCCCCGCAGCGGGGCCGCCGCCCCCACCGCCCCCGCCCCCCCUUCCCAACCAGGUCCCCCCCCCUCCUCCGCCCCCUCCAGCGCCCCCACUCCCCGCAUCUGGAUUUUUUGCGGGAUCAGUGUCUGAAGACAAUCGCCCGUUGACUGGACUUGCCGCUGCGAUUGCCGGAGCAAAACUGAGGAAAGUGUCCCGGGUGGAGGAUGCCUCUUUCCCGAGUGGAGGGAGCACCAUCGGCGCGAACCCGGCCUUGUCCAAAUCAGACACGGGUCGUGGGAACGGACCCCUCCCGUUAGGGGGCAGCGGGCUGAUGGAGGAGAUGAGCGCCCUGCUGGCCAGGAGGAGAAGAAUUGCUGAAAAGGGAUCAACGAUAGACACCGAACAGAAAGAGGACAAACACGAAGAUUCCGAGCCCGUCACUUCUAAGGCCUCGUCGACAAGUACACCCGAACCAGCAAGAAAACCUUGGGAAAGAGCGAAUACAGUGAAUGGCAGCAAGUCACCUGUCAUCUCCAGACGGGAUUCUCCAAGGAAAAAUCAGAUUGUUUUUGACAACAGGUCCUAUGAUUCAUUACACAGACCAAAAUCUGCACCUUCGUCGCAGCCCAGUGCCAACGGCGUCCAGACAGAGGGGCUAGACUACGACAGGCUGAAGCAGGACAUUUUAGAUGAAAUGAGAAAAGAAUUAACAAAGCUAAAAGAAGAGCUCAUUGAUGCGAUCAGGCAAGAACUGAGCAAGUCCAAUUCUGCGUAGAGAAGCAAGCCCAGGAGAAACAGGACCGUAGCUGGAGGAAGAAAAAAGACCCCUGCAAACAACAGCUGUUAACAACAAGCCCCUACGUUUUGUGAGCCGCGAGAAGAAAGUGGAUACAGAUGGUCGGAAGGAGGAGAGCCGGCGCACUUGUGAGCCUUCAGAUGCUGUUGCUCUGGCGAUCAACGAUUUCCCUCCAGUUUGCUGCUUUCUUCUGACCUUUUCAACAGGAUGGAAGGGUCGGAUAAGAGUUCCCAUUUAACGGUUAUGCAGAAAAUCCUAAGCCCAUCAGGCAGAAUCACCGUGCAUUGAAGUAUUUUCAUGUCAAGACAAAAUCGCACGUUUUCCACAACCCAUUGCUAAAAUAAAGAGGAGAAAGGCUUAAGAAGUUUGUUUUCAGAGAGUGCUGAUGAAGAAUUUAGCAAGUUACGCUAUUGUAUUGUAAAUGUUUCUCUCAGGUUUGUCUUCCUAUCACGUGUGAUAUUCCGUAAUCGAGGUCAGCCCUGUGGAGGUUAAGAUCCUAAAACGUGGAACAAAUGGAAUUGUAUGUGCUUUCAAAGGGCGAUAUUUAUAAGAAAGUGUCCUAAAAAUGAUUUGUCUGGCUUGAGGAAUUUUAGAAUGAUAGGAAGUCUCUCGAGUUAGCCUUCAUGCAAUUUUGUAGAUUACAACAUAAAAUUCAUCCAGAAUUUAAAGAUUUAGAUGCCUUCCUAAAUUGUUAAAAUGCUUUACCAAAUCUAUGACUCCUACAUAACACACACCAGUGGUCAAAUGUAAAACAAUAUAUUGUAGAUUUACUGUAGGUUUUCAACCUUUUUUAGAUUUAUGCAUGUGGACAUUUUUAUAAUGUAAUUACAACCACCACAAAAUUAGCUUUUUUAAUUGCAAACAGUAAUGCAUGUCACACUAAUAUGUAGUGGCCUUUUCAAGGCCUGGUCCCAGGGAAAACAUUUUGUAGAGUGUAGGGGGUGGGAGGAAGGGAAGGAAUAAGUUUUCAUUUAAAGUUAAUUUCUGCAUUGUCUUUUUUUCUCAAUUACCUGCAUGAAUAAUAAUGAGGAAUAUUUUGUGACUUUAAUUGGUAAAUAUGUUAGCAGAACCAAGUACUUAAUCUUUUACAUCAUGUCUUCAGCUGUUCGUAUUUUAGCUUCAGUAAUUUCAAUGGUCUGAAACAUGAUUCUGAGCUUCACAUGAAUCACAUCAUACUGUGGGACUCGAAAACUUGAUCCCUGAAUCUGGCAGUUACUAUGACCUAGGUGCCCUGCAGUCGGACAAGUGUUCAGGUGCAUGUUCUGACCAGGAAAGCUGCUCUUGAAUUGUGUUGUGUGGAAACAUAAGAUGUGGCAAUGUCAGCAGCGACUGAGGUCACAGGCGUCAGUCACGCGGCAGCGGGGACCGGCGAGGGGCUCUGAGUAGUUCUCUGGUGACAGAGUGAGACUUGGGGUAGGAGGACGGGAUUAGAUCCUCUGCUGACCCCGACUCGGGUGUGUGUGCGUGCGUUCGUAAUCCACACCCUUCUCCUGGAAACUCAUGAAGAUUAAAAUAGGGGAGACAUUCUAUAUGUUGCAAUGAUAGAUUUUUUUUUUUUUUUGAAAAUUUAGGAAAUCAGAAACUCUCCAGGCUCUUCCGUCUUGAUGUAUGCUUCAGUUACGUGCCAUACUUGCUUUGAAAUCUUUGAUUAUCUGAAGUUUCACUAAAGUUUUGAAGAAAUAAUCCAUUUUCAUCUGCUUUCUAGAUUUCGUAAUCUCAUUUGGGAAGACGGAGCUUGUCGAUAGCAUAGUUUUCUAAAGGCUGCAGAUUUGCCAUUACCCUUCCAAACGGUGUGAACGAGGGAGGUUUUUCCUGCUUACGGUAGUUCCCGUUUGUGUAGAAACUGCGGUUUGACAUUAAUCUGUGAUGGGUGAGCUGUCCUCACUCAGGUCUGUGGUUGUGUUUUCUGUCCCUCUUCAUGGUCAGGCAGUAGUAAAGGCAUUCAAGAUGCGGCAGGCUUCUGAAGUACUGUUUUCUAGAAGAACUAGGAGGCAUUUUCAUCUUUAUUACUGUACUUUCGGUUAUGCAGACACUUCGAUGGUAUAAACGCUUAUGUCCCCUAUAAAUCUGGUGAGAAAUCACUUGAUUUUGUUGGUUGUUGGUCUCUAGUAGGAUAGGAUGCUGGGUGCACGUGGUCCAAAGUGAGGUAAAAGACUGCAGUAAAACGCUAGAUCUCAAAAAGGGACCGGUUUACGCACUAACUGUCUCGUGCCUUUUGGUCUAACAUUAGCAGGAUAUCUGUGUAAAAUGACAGAAAACCAGUGUUGAAUCACGCCAUUUUCCAUCAUUUUGCAUUAUCCCGGAUUGCUAAAUGUGUUCUUUACAAGACGUUUGAUGAAAUCACUGUACACAUCCGCUGUCCUACGUGACAGUUUUGUCAUCGUUAGAGAUUUCAGUAACUCACGCGGGAAGUUCUCAGAGCGAUGUUCCUCGGAACCCCGUCAGACGAUGGUUUUUGUGCUCUAGUCCACGGGCUGUCUGAAGCUGAGUGCAGUUCAGGGGUCCUUUCUAGUUACAGGAAGGCACUUCUUUCCUCAACACUGUGAUCUGACCCGUGACCAAUCCGUCCUGUGCGCUGUGUCAACGGCCGACGGUCCAUCGCAAACCAACUGAAUGUACACACCUCCCGCCGGUGCCGAGGUCUCUCCGGAACGGCUGUCCCGGUCGCGGUUCGUCCACACUUUGCCAGCGUCAAGUGUCCGUCGGAACCGAGGACGAAACACUAACGAAUGUUGGAUUCUCGUGCUUUAGGUGUGCUUCCUCUUUAGCCUUUUCGGUUCUCUGCCAUUUUUACCGUACUGUUUCAUUUAAAUUUCCUACACGCUAACUUCGUUUGUGUGAUUGAAAUAAACUUGCAGUAUGUACA
This is a messenger RNA of Leopardus geoffroyi (Geoffroy's cat), 4779 nucleotides long. RefSeq names its product ENAH actin regulator (gene ENAH). The record is from RefSeq and is a predicted model, not a curated record. Lineage: Eukaryota; Metazoa; Chordata; Mammalia; Carnivora; Felidae. Gene Ontology annotation, biological process: axon guidance; actin polymerization or depolymerization; actin polymerization-dependent cell motility. Gene Ontology annotation, molecular function: SH3 domain binding; profilin binding.